Vollenhovia emeryi is the source of this 1611-nucleotide messenger RNA. RefSeq lists its product as uncharacterized. The annotation marks the transcript as partial. NCBI's taxonomy places the organism in Eukaryota, Metazoa, Arthropoda, Insecta, Hymenoptera, Formicidae. The transcript has a single exon. The record is from RefSeq and is a predicted model, not a curated record.
AUGGUGUCCUCCCACGAGGGAUUUUUCAACCUAAUUACUAAGCAAUACGGCAGAAGGACUACUGGAUUUUUGAAGACAUGGCUAACUACACAAAUGAAGAUAUGUACACAAAGACAACAGCUUAUAUUCUUACUUCGAUGCAGACGUUAUAAUGUAAAACCACCACACAUUUAUAACCUACAAAUGUACACCGCCUUCCAUAGCUAUAGUGUUAAUCGUAGUUUUAAUGAACUUAAAUCGCGCACAAAAAAGACGUUGCUGAAUAUGGAAAUCAAAGAUAUGAACUACAAUCUUACAUUUUUAAGAAAAGAAAACAUAAAAAUAGAAACUCAGAUCCGCUUUCUUUUACCUAACGACAUAGCUAAUAACUUUUUCCUAAUGAAUAAGGACAAGAUUAAUAAACAUGAUACGGAAACGAAAAAUAGAUUAAUCAAAAAAUUCAAUAAUAUACUCAAUAAAUAUCACACAGAAUAUGACUCUUUUUUUAAGUUUAAUCACUCAAAAUGGAUUGUAAACGUCAGCAGUAAAAAGAUUCCAGAUUCAGUAUCACGUUUUUUGAGUUUGGGGGACAGAUUUUCAUUGCCAAUUGACCCAAAAAAUAAAGAUGAUAGACUACUGACUGUCGUUAAUGUGAUAAAGAAUCUCGAAGCUAAUGCAUAUAAAUUCGGGACGAAAACAAUUGAGGAGACCAGGAAUGAUGUCAGCAACAACCUGCAAAGGUUUCUUAGAGCUAACAAACACAUAGAUUAUCUGGACAGACACAUCCUGCGUGAACAUAAAGAAUGUAAAAAAUUCUUACAUCUCAACGAUGAUGUUCUUGUCACAAAAGCUGAUAAAGGACAAGUAACGGUAAUCAUGGAUAAAACAUUAUAUUUGAGUAAAAUGACAGAAUUAUUAGACGACGACACUAAAUACAAAAAAAUAAAAAAAGACCCGAUAAACCAACUAACGAAUAAAGUAAAAAACUUGAUUAAAACAUGGUUGGACAAUAACAUCAUUGAUGAACGUACAUAUAAAAAUCUUAAUUGUAACAAUGGAAAUCUGCCAAGAUGUUAUGGUUUACCAAAGGUCCAUAAAACGGGCUUACCGUUGAGAAUCAUAGUAUCCUCGUUGGGAAGCCCGAUAUAUAAAAUGGCCAGAUUCUUACAUGAGAUUUUAGAAACGUCAGUUAUUAAACCGAGAUCUCACAUUAAGGACAGUUGGGCAUUCACAAAGCUGAUUCAAAAUAGAAGGAUCGAACGAGAAGAGAUCCUCCUCUCCUUGGAUGUCACCGCCCUCUUUAAUAAUAUCCCGAAGGAGCUGGUUAUUAAAGCAAUUGAAAAAAGAUGGCUAGAGAUUUCUCAAAAAACCUUUUUUAACUUACAACAAUUUUUAUACGCUAUUGAACUUGUAUUAUCAUCAACUAGUUUUAGCUUUAAUGGACAGUUCUAUGAACAGAUUUUCGGUAGCCCUAUGGGAUCCCCGUUGUCGCCAAUCUUGGCUGACUUAGUAAUGGACGACUUGGAGACAUUUUGUUUGGAACAACUGGAGUUUGAAGUUAACACAUACUACAGAUACGUGGAUGAUGUGUUCACAAUAAUACCUAAUAAUAAGAUAGACGACAUACUAAAA